CUGCAGUGAGUCCUCUACCCCGGCCGGCACGGAGCCGCUUUAUUCGCUUUGCACAGCAGCCACUCCUGGCUAUUGGUGACGCUCGCUUUGCUAUUCUCUUAGCUCCUCGUACUGGGAAAUGCGCCAGUGACCUGCCGCUACUAUUUAUUGACUACCUGCCCCCUAUAUACCUCCGUUUAAGAUGGCACGAGGGCCCCUAACAGGGCUUCUCCUCACCCUGUGCGUUACCGCUGCGGUACAAGCUGCGCCUUCUGAGAGGGUGAAAAGUCGCGGGCAGGCAGAAGCACAUACACCGGCACAGCAACAGCAAACUCUGCAACCGGUUGUGGCUGCGGACACCUCCACUCAGAGGGGCUGUUAUGAUAAUGGACUGUAUUAUAAUAUUGGACAGCAAUGGGAACGUACCUACUUGGGAAAUACUCUGAUGUGUACCUGCUAUGGUGGUGGAAGAGGCUUCAAUUGUGAGAGCAAACCAGAAGCUGAAGAAAGUUGCUUUGACAAGUACACUGGUGGAACAUAUCGUGUUGGGCAGACCUAUGAGCGACCCAAGGACAGCAUGAUCUGGGACUGUACUUGCAUUGGAGCUGGAAGAGGGAGGAUCAGUUGCACCAUUGCAAAUCGCUGUCAUGAGGGUGGACAGUCCUACAAGAUUGGAGACACUUGGCGCAGACCCCAUGAAACUGGAGGCUAUAUGUUAGAGUGUGUAUGCCUUGGUAAUGGCAAAGGAGAAUGGACCUGUAAACCAGUAGCUGAGAGAUGUUAUGAUAAUGCCGCUGGCACUUCUUACGUGGUGGGACAAACCUGGGAGAAGCCUUAUCAGGGAUGGAUGAUGGUGGACUGCACAUGCUUGGGAGAGGGGAACGGGCGCAUUACCUGUACUUCUAGAAACAGAUGUAAUGACCAGGACACCAGAACCUCAUACAGGAUUGGAGACACUUGGACUAAGACUGAUGCCAGAGGGAACCUGCUGCAGUGUAUUUGUACUGGCAAUGGCCGUGGGGAAUGGAAGUGUGAGAGACAUUCUGCCCUACAAACAUCUGGCGUCGUGGUUGAUACUGGCUUAAAAGCGCUCACACCUGUGGCAAGUGACCUGGAGCACUGUGUGACCGACAGUGGAGUCCUGUAUUCUGUGGGCAUGAAAUGGAUCAAAACGCAGGGCAGCCAGCAACAGGUCUGCACUUGCCUGGGCAAUGGAGUCAGCUGUGAGGAAACUGUUGCCGUUGGGACAUAUGGUGGCAAUUCUAACAGUGAGCCUUGUGCAAUCCCAUUCACUCAUGACGGUAAAACCUACUAUUCCUGUACAACCGAUGGCCGUCAGGAUGGAAAGCUCUGGUGUGCAACUUCCUCCAACUACGAUGAGGACAAGAAAUAUUCUUUCUGCACAGAACAGCGACUACUGGUUCAGACAAGAGGAGGUAAUUCAAACGGGGCCCUCUGUCACUUUCCUUUCCUGUACAACAACCGAAAUUACACAGACUGUACCUCAGAGGGACGUCGCGACAACAUGAAGUGGUGUGGAACUAGUUUCAACUAUGAUGUGGAGCAGAAAUUUGGCUUCUGUCCCAUGGCAGCGCAUGAAGAAAUCUGUACCACCAAUGAGGGCGUCAUGUACCGUGUUGGAGACCAAUGGGACAAAACGCAUCAACUAGGUCAUAUGAUGCGGUGUACAUGUGUCGGCAACGGCCGCGGGGAGUGGAACUGCGUUGCCUAUUCCCAGCUUAAAGAUCAAUGUAUUGUGGAUGGUGUCACCUAUGAUAUUAAUCAGUCUUUCAACAAAUAUCAUGAAGAAGGACACUUGAUGAACUGCACAUGUUUUGGUCAGGGACGUGGCAGAUGGAAGUGCGAUGCCGUGGAUCAAUGUCAAGAGACUGAAACACGAAGAUUCUUUCAGAUCGGGGAAUCUUGGGAGAAGAAUGUAAAUGGUGUCAGCUACCAGUGCUAUUGUUAUGGCAAUGGAAUUGGUGAAUGGCAUUGCCAACCUCGUUCCUACCCAGCUGGAACUGGACCUGUGCAGGUGAUCAUCACUGAGAGUGCCAACCACCCCAACUCGCACCCUAUUCAGUGGACUGCUCCUCAGCAAUCGCACAUCAAGCAGUACAUCCUGCGCUGGAAGCCUAAAAACAAACAAGGUAGUUGGAAACAAGCAACCAUUGCAGGACACCUUAAUUCCUACACAAUCUCUGGUUUGAAACCAGGAGUGAUGUAUGAGGGGCAACUUGUCAGCGUUCUUCAGUAUGGCCAGAGGGAGGUUACCCGAUUUGAUUUCACCACUACCUCCUCCACAUUAGGGGGUCCAACACAAACUGGAGAAACUACUCGUCUUCCACCACUGGUGUCAAUUUCAGAGUCUGUGACCGAGAUCACCUCUAGCAGUUUUGUGAUAUCCUGGGUCUCUGCAUCUGAUACAAUUUCUGGAUUCCGUGUUGAAUAUGAACUUAGUGAAGAAGGAGAUGAGAAGCGCUAUUUGGAUCUCCCCAAAACCGCUACAUCAGUCAACAUCCCAGACUUACUGCCUGGUCGUAAAUACAACAUCAAUGUGUACGAGAUCACCCAGGAGGGAGAGCAGAGCCUAAUCUUGUCCACAUCUCAGACAACUGCCCCCGACAGUCCUCCAGAGUAUAACAUUGUACAUGUCGAUGACACUUCUAUUGAAAUUAGCUGGACCAAACCUCAGGCUCCUAUCACAGGCUACAGAGUUAUCUACACUCCUACUGUAGAAGGUUCUAGCACAGAGCUUAUUCUUCCAGAUACAGCAACUUCAGUCACUCUCACUGACCUCUAUCCUGGAGUUGAAUACAACAUUACAAUUUAUGCUGUAGAAGACAGUCAAGAGAGCUCCCCUGUUCUGAUCCAAAAGGAAACCACAGGGACCCCGCAAACUGUGAUUGUUCCAUCACCCACUGAACUGCAGUUGCUUGAAGCAUCUGAUGUUAAGAUUGUAAUCUCAUGGAAUUCCCCACCAAGUGACGUUUCGGGGUACCGUGUUGUGGUGACACCAGGCGGUUCUCAAGGUCGUGAACCUUACACUUUACCAGUCAGCAGAAGCACCUUUGCAGAAGUUGUUGAUUUACAACCUGGAACCAACUACAGAUUUGAAGUGUACGCAGUCAAUCGUGGACAGGAGAGCAAGCCCCUUGUGGGAGAGUUUCCAACUAAAUUGGAUUCCCCAAGCGAUCUGAGGUUUGAGGACCUGACCGAAUCUUCGGUCCUUAUCGUUUGGACGGCUCCUCGUUCUAAGAUCAACCGCUACCUUCUUUCAGUGGGUCAAACCCGAGGAGGUCAGCCUACUCAGCUUCAAGUAAAUCCACCUGCAACAAGCUACAAAAUUAAAAACCUUCUCCCGGGAACAGAGUACACGGUCUCUCUGGUUGCUCUGAAGGAAAACCAGAGGAGUAACCCAACUAAUGGAAUAUUCUCAACCUUGGAACCCGUAGGUUCAAUCCCUCCAUACAACACAGAAGUUACAGAGACCACGAUAGUCAUUACUUGGACUCCUGUACCCAGGAUUGGAUUUAAGUUGGAUGUGCGUCCGAGCCAAGGCGGUGAAGCACCCAGAGAAGUUAUCUCUGAGUCUGGCAGCAUCGUAAUCUCUGGUCUUACCCCAGGUGUUGAGUACACCUACAGCAUCUCUAUUUUGAAGGAUGGUGAAGAGAGUGAAUCUCCAAUUACAAAGACUGUUGUGACACCUCUUUCCCCUCCAACAAACCUCCGUCUCCACCCAAGUCCAGAUUCUGUUACUUUGACCAUCUAUUGGGACAGAAGUACAUCUCCAGGCGUUACUGGAUACAGGAUAACCUCAGCUCCCACAGAUAGGCAGCUUGGCUACCCCACCGAGGAGGAUGUUGACGCAAGGCAGAGUUCUUUCACUUUUGAAAGCCUUAGUCCCGGUGUGGAAUAUAAUAUCAGCGUCUAUGCAAUUAAGGGAGAUGAGGAGAGUGUCCCCCUAUCCAAAAUAGUUACUCAAGAAAUUCCCCAGCUCACUGAUCUAAAGUUUGUCGAUGUAACUGACACAAGCAUUGAUCUGAGGUGGACUCCCAUUAAUUCCACCACCAUUAUUGGCUACCGAAUCACGGUGGUUGCUGCUGGAGAGUCUGUCCCCAUCUAUGAAGAAUUUGUGCACCCCUCUGAGGGGUAUUACAAGGUCUCAGGAUUGGAGCCCGGCAUUGACUAUGAGAUCAGCGUCAUAACCCUCAUUAGCGGCGGAGAGAGCACCCCGACCACACUCGUGCAACAAACCGCUGUGCCACCCCCAACUCAGUUGCGCUUCACCAAUACUGGUCCUGACACAAUGCGUGUCACUUGGGCUCCACCGACGUCCAUUGAGCUUUCCAGUUUCCUUGUGCGCUUCUUUCCAGUGAAGAAACCAGAUGAUGUCACUGAGCUGUCAAUUUCUCCAUCUGAUAGUAUGGUUGUGCUAACAAAUCUGCUGCCAUUUACGGAGUAUCGGGUCAACGUUCACUCUGUUUAUGAAGAAAGAGAGAGCACUGAACUUACUGGUGUGCACAGAACAACGUUGGACUCCCCAACUGGAAUUGACUUUUCUGAAAUCACCACCAACUCCUUUACUGUGCAUUGGAUUGCUCCCCGUGCCACCAUCACUGGCUACAAAGUCAAGUACCAGUUGGAGAGUGGAGCUGGGCGUCCUAGAGAGGAAAGAAUUCCACCAUCUCGCAACUCGAUCACCCUUACUAACCUCAUUCCAGGCUCUGAAUACAUUGUGAGCAUCACUGCGGUCAGUGGGCCUCAAGAUAGCUUACCACUUGUAGGACAACAGGCUACGGUGUCUGAUAUCCCAACUGAUCUAAAAGCAACGUCUUCUGCUCCCAAUACUAUUACCAUUACCUGGGAUGCACCUGCAGUGAAUGUGCGGUACUAUAGAAUUACUUCUUCUGAGACUGAUGGUCAUAGUCCAGUUCAGGAGUUCACAGUGCCUGGAUAUUCUAACACUGCAACGAUCAAUAACCUGAAACCAGGCGUUAGUUACACCAUUACUGUAUAUGCAGUCACUGGCCGAGGAGACAGUCCUGCCACCAGCAAACCUGUCACAAUUGUAUAUGCCACAGGUGUGGAACAGCCCACAGAGAUGAAGGUCACUGAGGUCCAGGAUGAAAGCAUCCAUGUACGAUGGACACCAUCUCCAGGCCAUGUCACUGGCUAUAGAGUUACUAGUGUGCCCAAAAGUGGGGAGGGUGAGACCAUUUCUCAAAUUGUACCAUCAGAUCAAACUGAGAUGACCAUUGUGGGACUUCAACCAACUGUUGAGUAUGUGGUCAGCGUGUAUGCCCAGGGUAUAAAUGGAGAGAGUGAACCCCUCGUCGAAACAGCCGUUACCAACGUUGACCGACCCAAGGGACUGACCUUCCCAGACGUGGGAGCUGAUUCAAUUAGAUUUACCUGGGAUGUCCCAGAGGGGCAGGUUACUGGUUACCGAGUGACCUACUCGAGCCCUGAGGAUGGAGUCAGAGAGUUGUUUCCUGCACCAGAGUCUGAUGAUGACGCUGCAGAAUUGCACGGUCUCAGGCCAGGCACAGAGUACACUGUGAGCAUCGUGGCAUUGCACGAUGACAUGGAAAGCAAGCCCCUCAUUGGAGUCCAGAGUACAGCAAUUCCUGCACCAACAAAUCUUCAGUUCUCUCAAGUGACACCAACUGGCCUUACAAUAAGCUGGCAUGCACCUAAUGUCCUACUUACUGGGUAUCGUGUGCGUGUGAGUCCAAAGGAUAAAACUGGGCCCAUGAAAGAGAUUGACCUCCCAGCUAGUACAACGGUCACCUCCAUUACUGGACUCAUGGUUGCUACCAAGUAUGAAGUCCAUGUGUAUGCAGUGAAAAAUGGGCUGACAAGUCUGCCACUGCAAGGAACAGUUUCUACCCUUGAAAACAUCAGUCCACCUCGUCGUCCACGUGUUACAGAUGUGACAGAAACGACAAUAACCCUUACCUGGCGCACCAAGACAGAAACCAUCACAGGCUUCCUGAUUGAAGCAGUACCUUCUGGAGGUCAGACUCCUAUUCAGAGGGUGAUCAAACCUGAUGUCAGAACCUACACAAUCACAGGACUGCAACCGGGAACAGACUACAAGGUCUACCUUUACACCUUAAAUGACAAUGCCCGCAGUUCCCCUGUCAUUGUAGAUGCAUCAACAGCUGUGGACAGCCCGUCCAAUCUGCGCUUCUUGACCAGCACACCCAACUCUCUCUUAUUCUCCUGGCAACCUCCUCGCUCCCGUAUUACAGGUUACAUUAUUAAGUAUGAGAGAGUUGGUGGAGUGCCUAAGGAACAUCUGCCCCGCCUUCCAGCAGGAACCACCGAGGCCACCAUCACUAACUUGGAGCCUGGUGUAGAAUACAUAAUCUACGUCAUUGCUGUCAGGAAUAACCAGAAGAGUGAGCCUCUUACUGGCCGGAAGAAGACAGACGAGCUCCCUGUAUUGGUUACCCUCCCUCACCCCGAUCAGGGCCCUGAAAUACUCGACGUACCCUCCGAAGCAGAGAAAACUCCCUUUGUUGCACAGAAAACGUUUGACAAUGGUAACGGUAUCCAACUUCCAGGCUCUGUCGGACCAUCCAGCUCUGCUCAUGAAGGACAGGUCAUUGAGGAACAUGGCUUUAGAAGUCCUGUUGUCCCCACCACUGCUUCCCCUGUGAGACCAGGUCAAUUUACUCCAGACAGGUAUCCGGAAGUAUUUGACAGAUACCAUAUCAACAGAGGAGACUUCGAUGGGCCUUAUCCUCAAGGCUUGCCACCUCAGAUCAAUGAUACUGGUGUACAGGAAGUGUCAUCACAAACCACAAUUUCAUGGAGACCUCUUCUGGAGACCACUGAAUAUGUAAUUUCUUGUCAUCCUGUGGGUGAGGAGGAAUCUCUUCCUAUUGAGUUUAGAGUUCCUGGGACAUCUUCCAGUGCCAGACUAAAUGGUCUCAGCCGUGGAGUCACUUACAAUAUAAUUGUGGAGGCACUUAAAGGAUCAGAUCGCCUCAAGGUCCUUGAGGAACUGGUGACCGUCAGUAAUUCUGAUGUUCCUGAUGGUGCAUUACAACCUGCUGAGGAUACCUGUUAUGAUACCUUCACUGGAUCAAAUUACGCAGUCGGGCAGGAGUGGGAACGUAUCUCCGAGUCUGGAUUUAAACUUUGGUGCAAGUGUCUAGGUUAUGGAAGUGGACACUUCAGAUGUGACUCCUCAAAAUGGUGCCAUGACAAUGGAAUCAACCACAGGAUUGGUGAGAAAUGGGACCGCCGUGGAGAGAACGGACAGAUGAUGAGCUGCACUUGUCUUGGAAAUGGAAAGGGCGAGUUCAAGUGUGAACCUCAUGAAGCUACUUGCUAUGAUGAUGGGAAGAUGUAUAAUGUUGGUGAGCAGUGGCAAAAGGAAUACCUGGGAGCCAUCUGCUCUUGCACAUGCUAUGGAGGACAACAGGGUUGGCGCUGUGAUAACUGCCGAAGACCAGGUGCAGCAGUUUCCCCUGACACCACCGGGCACACAGUUUCCCAAUACACACAAAAAUACCAGCAGAACUAUAAUGUGAAAUGUCCUAUUGAGUGCUUCCUUCCUCUGGGCCUGCAAGCAGACACACAUACUGAACAGACCAAGAACUGAGUCUCCUUACAACAGCGUUACGUGCAUUAUAGCUGACCUGGUGGAGCAGCAGAGUGGGGUGGAGGAGGCCGAACUCCCCCUCUGACUAACACAAAAGCUUCAACAUUCAUCUGAAGUACUUCCACGCCGUUCAGUAUUCAAUGAUUGUAAUUUUGUUUUUAUUUUGCUUACAUUGAUCUGGGAAACCAAAGAGAAAUGGCUAGUUUUUAAUACUGGGCAGUGUUACUGUUUUUGAUCCUUUUUAAGGAAAAAAAAAUCCUGUGUGAAAGAGGGGCUUUGUUUUGGCCCAUAUAACCCUGCAGUGUAUUGCUCUUGUCAAUGGGCUACAGGGUGGGUUGAUGUCAAUAGGUAAAUUAAAGGGCCGCAGGGACCAAUUCUGCUUUUUUUAAAAAUAUUACCAAUGCAGCGCCUACUGGCUGCUUCUGACACUGACGUCUCUUACUUUUGUGCACAUUUUUAAUUCCUUUUUCCGCACAAUCCUUACUAAUACCUGACCUUCCUUCAGUGUUAUUUAUCAAUGUCUACUGCAUCUUCAGAGGAUUCCUUCUACUUAACUAUGGAAAGUAAUUCUGAAACCUAGAAAAUGAUGGCAAUUGAAUCUGAUGUAAUUAUGGUUGGUGAUUUUUAUUUUUUAUUUUUUUGUUUUAUACUGUAUGUGCCAAGCUUUUACUACUGUGGAAAGAUGACUCUUCUUUUAAUAAAAAGAUCUUAAAAAUU
Messenger RNA from Bufo gargarizans (Asiatic toad), 8314 nucleotides. It is a transcript of the gene FN1, whose product is annotated as fibronectin 1. Gene Ontology annotation, cellular component: extracellular region. NCBI's taxonomy places the organism in Eukaryota, Metazoa, Chordata, Amphibia, Anura, Bufonidae. The record is from RefSeq and is a predicted model, not a curated record. Gene Ontology annotation, molecular function: integrin binding; proteoglycan binding. Gene Ontology annotation, biological process: nervous system development; cell-substrate junction assembly; heart development.